Messenger RNA from Hyla sarda, 3102 nucleotides. It is a transcript of the gene ADAM17, whose product is annotated as ADAM metallopeptidase domain 17. Gene Ontology annotation, molecular function: metalloendopeptidase activity. The record is from RefSeq and is a predicted model, not a curated record. Lineage: Eukaryota; Metazoa; Chordata; Amphibia; Anura; Hylidae. Gene Ontology annotation, biological process: Notch signaling pathway; membrane protein ectodomain proteolysis. Gene Ontology annotation, cellular component: plasma membrane.
CAAGGAUAUAUCCUGUGCCAUAAAGUUCCGGUCUUGUGUGUAGGAAGAGACUUGUUGCUUGAUUGUGCUUCUUCUCGUAGGCGAGUAGUGUUUGUGUCUGUGUAUCCGUGCGCCGGCUCCUCCGCUCAGCGGGCACAUCCGGGAUUCACAACGACCAGACAGGUGACAGAACUAUGGUGGUCACGUCAUCUUCUCACAUAUCCUCUGAAAUGUGAAGGACACGUGUGAUGGCAAGAAGACGUUCCUGAUCCCCUCCCCUGUCAUGCGGAUUACUUCUCUGUAUACAUUGAUGCUGAAUGGACCCAUUGGACAUUGACUAUUUGGAGUUUUGACCUUUUGGUACCCAGAAGCUCGGUUAGGAAUCAAUAUGGAUUCCCGCGGGCCUUACAGAUGCCUCAAUGUAGCUAUGGUUCUCUAUCUAUUACUUUUAUUAUCACCAGGACUACUAAACGGCGAACGAAUCCCAGCAAGGCACCAGCGGGAUAGUUCUGAAAAAUACGAAAACCUGGACACCAUGUUGUCGGAGUAUGACGUUAUCUCACUGUCUGGAAUCCAGCAGCACUCCAUCAGAAAACGGGACCUGGCGACGCAGUCUCAGGUGGAGAGAUUGGUGGACUUCACUGCCCUGCACAGGCAUUUUAAAUUGUAUUUGACCUCAGAUGCGGAUCAUCUUUCAGAAAAUCUAAAAGCAGUCGUCCUUGAUGGGAACGGCGAAGGAAAAGAGUAUUACGUAAAGCGUUCAGACUUCUUCACUGGACACGUGGUCGGGGAGCACAAUUCAAAGGUCAUAGCGCACAUCGGCGAUGGCGAUUUUACAGCACGGAUCUCAACGGAUGGGGAGGAAUAUAACAUUGAGCCACUAUGGAGGUUUACAGAGAACACCUCAAGAGAUCACCUAUUGGUCUACCGCUCUGAAGGCAUCAAAGAAGUAUCCCGUCUCCAGUCCUCCAAAGUGUGCGGAUAUGUGCAACCUGAACAGGAUCUCUUCAGCAACCGGGAGGAACCGAGAGAAACGCACAAAGAUACCGAACAUUUGCAUCGGGAGAAAAGGCAAAAACCUCCCCCAGAUCCUAUGAAGAACACUUGUAAGAUGCUCGUGGUGGCAGAUCAUCGCUUCUACAAAUACAUGGGACGAAAGGAGGAGAGCACGACUAUUAACUACUUGAUCGAGCUCAUUGACCGAGUGGACGACAUCUACAGGAACACGUCAUGGGAUUCUCAGUGGAAGGGAUAUGGCGUCCAGAUAGAACAGAUCAUUGUUCACAAGGAACCAGAGAACGUGACCGGUUCAAAGCUGCACUAUAACAUGGCGAAGAAUUAUCCCAGUGAGAACAAAGACGCCUGGGAUGUGAAGCAGCUGCUGGAGCAAUUCAGCCAUGACAUAUCAGAAAAGGCUUCCACUGUCUGCCUGGCUCAUCUCUUUACCUAUCAGGACUUUGACAUGGGGACUCUAGGACUUGCUUAUGUUGGAUCCCACAAGCCAAACACCCACGGAGGAAUCUGUCCUAAGGCUUACCGAAGUGAGUCCUCACAGAAACCUAUCUACCUGAACACUGGUUUGACAAGUACAAAAAACUACGGAAAAACCAUUCUUACAAAGGAAGCUGACCUGGUAACUACUCAUGAGCUUGGCCACAACUUCGGCUCUGAGCAUGACCCUGACAGCAUGGAAGACUGUGCCCCCAGUGAGGAUCGUGGGGGAAAAUAUGUGAUGUACCCUAUAGCUGUGAGUGGAGACCAUCAAAAUAAUAAGAUGUUCUCCAUUUGCAGCAGAGAGUCGAUCCUGCGCACCCUGAUGAGCAAGGCCAACAUCUGCUUCAAGGAGCGCAACAACAAAGUCUGCGGCAACUCCAGGGUGGACGAGGGGGAGGACUGUGACCCAGGCCUGCUGCACCAGCACGCCGACCCCUGCUGUACCUCUGAAUGCAAGUUUAGGAAUAAAGCAAAAUGCAGUGAUCGUAACAGUCCGUGCUGUAAGGGCUGCCAGUUUGAAACUGCUCAGAAGAAAUGCCAGGAAGCUAUAAAUGCCACCUGCAAAGGGGAAUCCUUCUGCACUGGGAACAGCAGCGAAUGUCCUCCUCCUGGGAACGCAGCCGAUGACACCGUCUGCGUAGAUCUGGGAAAAUGUGCGAAUGGGGAAUGUCGUCCAUUCUGUGAGAUAGAGCUGAACCUGAAAUCCUGCGCCUGCAAUGAAACUGAGCAUUCGUGUAAAGUCUGCUGCCGGGACUACAGUGGGAACUGCAGUCCGUACAUGGACUCCUCUAAACAGUACCGCCUAUUACGUAGAGGGAAGCCGUGCACCGUGGGCUUCUGUGAUAGCAACGGAAAGUGUGAGAAACAAGUGCAAGAUGUGAUAGAGAGGAUCUGGGAUUUCAUUGAUAAACUGAGCAUUAAUAUGUUGGGCAAGUUCCUGGCAGACAACAUUGUAGGAUCCGUCGUAGUUUUUUCUCUGAUCUUCUGGAUUCCUCUCAGUAUUUUGGUGCACUGUGUGGAUAAGAAGCUGGACAAGCAGUAUGAAGAAAAUGCUAAAAACUUAUUUUUGCCAAGUAAUGUGGAAAUGCUAAGCAGUAUGGACUCUGCUCCUGUACGAAUUGUCAAACCUUUCCCAUCCUCCCAACCCAACACCCGAUUCCAGCCCUUGCAGCAAGUGCCAGUAGCCCCCAACUCUGCCAAGGCUGACCAUCAGAGGAUGGACACUAUCCAGGAGGACCCCAGCACAGACUCGCACCUUGAAGACCAGUUUGAUGACGAUCCUUUCCCCAACAGUGGUUCUCCCGCCAAGUCAUUUGAGGACCUCACUGACCAUCCGGUCACCAGGAGCGAGAAGGCCUCUUCAUUUAAACUCCAGCGGCAAGGAAGGAUAGACAGCAAGGAGACCGAGUGCUGAUACUUCCCCUGGGAGGGGGCUUUUUUUUUUUGGGGGGGGGGGCUCCGCCAUGACAAUCAUUUAGAUUUCCAGAAAUCCCUGAAUUCUGUGUACUGUUUUAUGAGGUUGCCAGAUGUUGUAUAUAUUUAUAUAAGUGUUGUUUUGUAUGCCCUAACACGUAUUCCUAAAGGGAAGCCUUUCGACCCUAUUUAUGAUUAAAACAGCUUUACACUGGU